Saccostrea echinata is the source of this 2199-nucleotide messenger RNA. Its product is annotated as stathmin-4-like. The coding region runs from base 200 to 1036 and encodes 278 amino acids. Gene Ontology annotation, molecular function: tubulin binding. The transcript has 8 exons. Gene Ontology annotation, cellular component: neuron projection; cytoplasm. Gene Ontology annotation, biological process: microtubule depolymerization; neuron projection development; regulation of microtubule polymerization or depolymerization. The record is from RefSeq and is a predicted model, not a curated record. NCBI's taxonomy places the organism in Eukaryota, Metazoa, Mollusca, Bivalvia, Ostreida, Ostreidae.
GCAGUCCUGCACGGCACUCGGAAGCUCCGCAUCGGAGAGAAGGAAAAAGUGUGUUUGUAGGCUGGGCUGUGGUGCGAGUCGGGAUAGGAUAGAGGAUUGUUAUUCACACUGGGGAUAGGUGUGGUUGUUACUUUCUCAGUAUUAAAGCAUGAUCAGGUGCAAAAUUAACCAGUGCCUUUAGAAUUAGAAUUCAUCCACAAUGUCAACAGCCUGUAACUGGUUAAGCAUUUUCUUGUGCUUGAGGGGCACAGCCAAUAAUAAGAAGGCUAUUCAUCAGAUUCAUCCAAACCAGAAGUCAUUUGAUGCUGUUGUAGUCUGGAAAGGCAAAGCAGGUUUACAAAAGAGCACAGGUGGUGUGGCUUAUGACUACAUCUUAAAGCCAGCUGCUGAUGCAGCCCCAAAAAUCUCCUCCCCUCCUAAGGAAAAGCCCCUUACACACGAUGAAAUCUUUGAAAAGCUACAAAAGGCAGAGGCCAGAAGACAGUCUUUAGAAGCUCAAAAGUUAGAGUUUGUUGCAAAAGAAAAACAAAAAAUGCAGGAGGCCUUGUUAAAAUCCCAGAAAGAAGAAGAAGAGAAAGCAAAGGCUGCUCAGGCCAAGCUUAGGAGAUCCAUGGAGGUCACCAAAGAAAACCGAGAACAGCAAAUACAGAGUCUGCAAGAGAAACUACGUGAACAUCUGGCCAAAGUAAAUGAAGUGUGUAGAAAUAGUGAGACUGAGAGCAAAGAGCUAGAAGAUAAACUUGCCCAAAAGUAUGAGGCUUAUGAAGAAAACCGCAAAAACCAGCUUCAGUCUAUUGUCAAGCGCCUACAGGAUCAUGCAAAACAUAUUGAGGAAGUAUGCAAGGCUAGUGAGAAUAUGAGCAAGACCUCUGAGGAGAAAAUUAUCCAGAAAUUGGAGAAUGCCCUCAAGAACCGUGAAGAGCAUUUUAAAGCACUGCAAGAGAGACUUAAAGAUCAUGAGCGCAAAAUUGAGGAGGUGAGAAAGAACAAGAUGACCAUGUCUGCCUGCUCCAUGGAAGGAAGUGUGACCUGCUAGACUUCCAAAACACUCAAAUCAAGCACCAGCUUUUCUGCCUAACAGACAAUAUUUACAAUAUCACAGAUAAAAAUACAGAUAAUUGUAUGAAAGAAAUGAUAUUCUUUAUGCUAAAUUUUGGAUUACUGACAUUUAUAAUUCAUGAAGCUGAGAGAUUUUUGUUUCAUCAUCUAGAUUGUGAAAAUAUAUAUGGGAAGGCACAGGCCUGAGUGCUCAGAAAACAUUAGUGCUCAGUAAUUAGAAAAAGUGCUCUGUUGUUUUUGAAAACCAGUUUGGUGUUGCAGUUAUCAGUCCUCAACUUUGAAAGUUAAUAAUUCAAUAAAAAGAAUAUGUAUCCUCAUGGAUAGCUCUGCAAUAAUAUGUAUGUAGUGUUCAUUCAUUGUAAGUGUUAUUGGCACUCUCUUCAGCUUUCAUGAUCAGUUAGAAAUUGUACCCGAAACCUGAGCAGUUAAACACAUGUAUAUGCAUUUUAUGGUCGGUGAGAAACAUUGUACCUGAAAUUCCACCAGUUUAACAUAUGCAGCAGCAAUAUUAAUGAUAAUGAAGUGUUUAAAGAAUAGAGAUCUAUCAACCAUAUUCUACGUAGUGAUGUAAUACAUUUCUUGUCCAUAAUUUAAAUGUCUUUGUCAAAUUCGUUUGAUAAUGUUUUGCACUGUUAAGAAUUUUUAUGCUUGAGAUAAUUUUUACUAAUUUAGAUAUAUAUAUAUAUAUAAUAUAUAUAUACAUGGCAAUCAUCAACUUAACAGCUUCCUAGUUUGUUUAUGAAGAUGUCUUUAGCAAAUUUUGUAAAUUUUAUUCACUAUAAAUCUUCAGUAUGUAGCAUUAAGUAAUGCUUUUCAAAUUGUUGAAGAAGUGUCUGUAAAAUCCAGAGGAAUGUUUCAAAUCUUGUUCAGGUGUGUAGGCACACAAGUACCAUUGCAGUGGAAAUACACUAUCAUUACAGUGAAAAUACACUGUUUGCAAUGUAGCAUAGAUGGAAUACAACUGUCUUUGAUCUAAUACAGUGGUUAAAAAAAUUAUACGUUGUUCAAUUGGAGAUUAGUUAGAUUUAGUCAGUGUACCAAUAUAUGUAUAAUUGCGAUCUCGUUUUGAACACUGUGGAAUUUAGUUUUAGCUUUUGUAAUGUGGCUUGUAUUGAAUUAAUAAAGCCUGAAUGUACAGUU